Molecule: messenger RNA, 1233 nt
Organism: Vicia villosa (hairy vetch)
Lineage: Eukaryota; Viridiplantae; Streptophyta; Magnoliopsida; Fabales; Fabaceae
Exons: 1
Coding region: 1-1233 (410 amino acids)
Source: RefSeq, a predicted model, not a curated record
AUGAGCUCUGCUAGGGUUUUAGGGAAGUGUCAUCGACGAUUACGGUGUGAAGUCCGGCACCACCACCGAAACCACCACAAGGAAAGGGAGGACAAUAAUAGGCCGCCAGGAAAUAAUAAGAAAAUAAAUGAAGGGGUUUCUUAUAGGAACAUUGUAACAGGUGAGCAUGGAGGGGAGGAAGGUGAUAGCGAGAAAGAGGAGAACGAGAUGUUAGAAGAUGAGGAGAUAGAAAAUAUUACUGAUGGGCUGGAAGGGAUAACGGUGAGAAAGGGCAAGAGAGGAGGUUAUGAAUACCCUCAAAUCAUACUAUCAAAACAUGAAGAGAGGAGGAUUCAAAAACCAUGGAGAAGGGGAGUGAUUGUGAAGCUUUUGGGAAGGAAGAUUGGAUACAAGGCAUUAGAGAAUCAGUUGCAACAAAUGUGGGUGAGGAAAGGUAUCAUACGCAUAGUUGAUCUAGGGCAUGACUACUAUUUGGUGUGUUUUACUCAUGAAGAGGACAAGAAUGCGGCAAUGUCGGAUGGGCCUUGGUUCGUAUAUGAUCACUACUUAACUGUUAAGGAGUGGACACCGGAUUUUCACCCUGAAAACGACUCCAUAGUGAAUGUUGCGGUGUGGAUCAGAAUUUCAGGGCUUCCCGUUGAGUACUAUGAUCCAAAGGUUUUGCAGGUAAUUGGAAAUCUGGUUGGUCGAACAGUAAAGGUGGACAAGAACACAAUGCAAAGUGUAAGAGGGAAAUAUGCUAGAAUUUGCGUGGAGGUAGAUAUCUCGAAGCCACUCCUUGCUAUGUUCGAGUUGAAAGACAAAAGCUAUAGAGUUGAAUUUGAGGGACUGCAUUUGCUGUGUAUUAUAUGUGGCAAGUUCGGACAUUAUAAGGAGGGGUGUUCCAUGAAGAAGAAUGCUGACGAUGAUAAUCUGAACACAAGGAGUGGGAAAGGACCGGCUGUUGAUAAUAGUUUGGCAACGAGGAACACGGCAAAAGAUGAUACAACAACUGAUGAGGGUCCGUGGCAGGUAGUGCAGAAACAACGACGGAGUAAAAAACCACCGGAGAUAAAAAGGAAAGCACCGGCGACAGGAUCAUGGUUGGCAAAGGCAGGAUCUAGGUUUCAGGCGUUAGGCGAUGGAGGAGGAGAGACAAGUGGAACCAUUAAGGAAAGCUUUAAUGAGUUAGAACUGAUUAAGGAAAUUAGUGAUGGCAAUAAAAAAGUUACUAAAAAAAUGAGGAGAUUUUGA